AUGGUUGAUGCAACUACUGGACACGAAGUGUUAUCCUUCAUGGAUGGUUCGUCUGGAUACAACCAAAUUCGGAUGAACCCAAAGGAUGAGGAAUUCACUGCAUUCCGUACUCCAAAAGGAAUAUAUGGUUACAAAGUUAUGCCUUUUGGAUUGAAGAAUGUCGGAGCCACAUAUCAACGUACCAUGCAGAAGAUCUUUGAUGAUAUGUUGGAUAAAAAGGUGGAAUGUUAUGUGGAUGACUUAGUCGUAAAGACCAAAAACCGAAAAGAUCAUUUAGAUGAUUUACGGGUUAUCUUUGAAAGACUUCGUCGAUUUCAAUUAAAGAUGAAUCCUCUCAAGUGCGCCUUUGGUGUCACUUCUAGAAAAUUUCUUGGCUUCAUCGUAAGGCAUAGAGAUGAUACUUGUCGGAAAGCCUUUAAUAAUAUCAAAGAGUACCUCCUACAUCCGCCUAUACUAAAGGCACCAAUUUUAGGUAAGCCAUUAAUCCUAUACAUUACUGCCCAGGAGCGAUCAUUAGGAGCACUUCUUGGACAAGUGGAUGACGAGGGGAAAGAAAGCGCAUCAUACUACGUGAGUCGUACGUUGGUAGGCACAGAGCUAAAUUAUUCACCAAUUGAAAGAGGGUGCCUAGCAUUAGUCUUCGCAACAAAGAAGCUAAGACAUUAUAUGCUUGCACAUGUUAAUCAUUUGAUCACAAAGGCGGAUCCACUUAAAUUCAUCAUGUCAAUACCAGUCUUAUCCGGAAGAUUAGCAAAGUGGGCACUUCUUUUAUCAGAGUUUGAUAUUACUUUUGUACCUCAAAAGGCUAUAAAAGGACAAGCUUUAGCGGAUUUCCUAGUGGACCAUCCGAUUCCAGCAGAGUGGGAGCUUCCAGAAGAAUUUUUGGAUGAAAAAGUCUUUUUCAUUGAUAUAAUACCAUCAUGGAAAUUACUCUUUGAUGGUGCUGCACGAAAAUAUGGUGAGGGAGUUGGGGUAGUUUUCGUUACCUCUCAAAAUGAAGUCAUGCCUUUCUCCUUUACAUUGAUGGAGAUGUGUUCCAACAAUGUGGCGGAAUACCAAGCCUUGAUAAUUGGCUUGGAAAUGGCUUUAGAGAUGCAACGUGGACAGCUUGAAGUUUUUGAAAAUUCUAAGAAUGAAAAUCGACAAGCAGAUGCAUUGGCUAACUUAGCUAUUGUAUUGGCUAACUCUGAUAAAGAUAUCGCGAUUGUGUCCUGUAACACCCAGAAAAAAAUUCACCAAUUACCAAAUUAUCAUCGCCAUAAAACGGAAAUUUGGCGACAUGCCUCUAGAUUCAUCUACUACAAAGAUACGCUUUAUCGGCGUUCUUUUGAUGGCGUGUUUCUUCGAUGCCUAAGGAAAGAAGAAGCAAAUCAAGUAUUGGAAGAAGCCCAUUCCGGGAUAUGUGGUGCUCAUCAUUCCGGACCAAAACUUUACUUUCAGAUAAAAAGGAUGGGAUAUUAUUGGUCAACCAUGGUGAAAGAUUCCAUUGAAUAUGCUAAAAGAUAUGAAGCUUGUCAAGUUCAUGUGAACUUUAUACACCAACCACCGGAACCCUUACAUCCGACUGUUGCUUCAUGGCCUUUUGAUGCCUGGGGUUUGGAUGUUGUAGGACCCAUAACUCUAAAAUCGUCUGCUGGCCAUUUGUAUAUCUUGGCAGCUAUAGAUUAUUUCUCAAGAAGGGCGGAAGCACUUCCAUUAAAAGAAUUUCAUUUUGUCCAACACAAUUCCUCCAUGUACAACGCAGCAGCAAAUGGACUUGCAGACACCUUUAACAAAACUCUCUGCACUUUGCUAAAGAAAGUUGUCGCCAAGUCAAAGAGAGAUUGGCAUGAAAGGGUAGGAGAAGCUUUGUGGGCCUACCGAAUAACUUAUCGAACACCAACACAAGCCACAUCAUAUUCUUUGGUUUAUGGCGUUGAAGCAGUAGUAUCAUUGGAAUGUCGAAUUCCGUCUCUCGGGAUUGCUAUCCAAGAAGGCCUUACAAUUGAGCAAAAUGCUCAAAUAAUGGAUGAAAGAACUUAA
This is a messenger RNA of Tripterygium wilfordii, 2022 nucleotides long. RefSeq lists its product as uncharacterized. Gene Ontology annotation, molecular function: nucleic acid binding. The transcript is spliced from 5 exons. The coding region runs from base 1 to 2022 and encodes 673 amino acids. Lineage: Eukaryota; Viridiplantae; Streptophyta; Magnoliopsida; Celastrales; Celastraceae. The record is from RefSeq and is a predicted model, not a curated record.